Messenger RNA from Eupeodes corollae, 1813 nucleotides. RefSeq names its product FERM, ARHGEF and pleckstrin domain-containing protein 1-like. The transcript has 7 exons. Gene Ontology annotation, cellular component: cytoskeleton. Gene Ontology annotation, molecular function: cytoskeletal protein binding; guanyl-nucleotide exchange factor activity. NCBI's taxonomy places the organism in Eukaryota, Metazoa, Arthropoda, Insecta, Diptera, Syrphidae. The record is from RefSeq and is a predicted model, not a curated record. The coding region runs from base 551 to 1807 and encodes 418 amino acids.
AAUAAGUAAAAAUAAAUCCGCCAAUUGUUCCGAUUUCAAAAACGGAGCAUUUUUGUGAUGAAUACGCUUAUGAUAUAGCUAGUGUGUAAUUGGAAAGGACUCUCAUGUGUUCAAUUAUGGUAAAAGAAAAAUUAAAGAAAUGGACUCUCAUAUGUUCAAUACUGAUAAAAUAAAAAUUAAUUGUUUAAAAUUGGAUCGACUGCGUUUUGUGAUAGUGUUAAGAACAAUUGUAUUAUUCAGAAUUCAGAAAAAAUGUAAAGUUGAAGUAAAACACUCCUUCUAUUCUUUUGUGUUCUUAAAUGUAUACCCGCAUUAUAAACGAAUUGCAAAAUACAAAUAUUUUCUAUCAUACUAUUUAUACUGAAAAAGUAAUUCUAUGUAUAGCAUGAAACUCAUCUAACAAAUUACAUCGAGAAUUAAAGCAAAAAGGGAGGCUACUAAAAUACAAUUUAAAUUAUUAUUAAUACCAAUCACAUGAGAAGUUUAUGAAACGAAUGAAAAACUUUGUGCAUACUUAAGUCACUUAACAGCCACAUGAGUAUUAAUUCUGAUGUCGGCAUAUAAAUUAAAUACUUUAACCAAAAAGAAAAAACAUCUUAGUGGUCAUAUGGCACUCUCGUUCAGUUCUCUUUCUGGUGUUGAUGCUCUUCCAUCAACACAUAGACAUAAUGGCGGGAAAAAGUUAGCGGUUCGGAUUCAAAUGCUUGACGAUUCUAUAACAAUGUUUCAAGUACAGGCAAAAGCAAUAGGAAAGGUUCUUUUUGAACAGGUUUGCCGUCAGCUUAAUCUUCUUGAGGCUGAUUAUUUCGGUUUGGAAUAUCAAGAACAUACAAGCUGUACUAAAUAUUGGUUGGAUCUUCUCAAGCCACUGAAUCGUCAAGUAGGCUUAUCGUUAGUUGAACCUUUGCUUCGAUUUUGUAUUAAAUUUUAUGCACCCGAACCCACACAGCUGGAAGAAGAAUACACGAGGUAUCUUUUUUGCCUACAAAUAAAGCGCGACUUGGCAACAGGGAGUUUACAGUGCAAUGAUAAUACUGGAGCCUUAAUGGCAAGCUACAUUGUUCAAGCAUCAUGUGGAGACUUUGUACCUGAAGAUUACCCUGACCACACGUAUUUAUCAUCACAUCGAUUUGUUCCUCACCAAGAUACUACGAUGCAAAUAAAAAUAAUGGAAAAUCAUAAAAAACACACUGGCCAAUCACCAGCCGAAGCUGAUAUGAAUUUGUUGGAAACAGCAAGACGUUGCGAACUCUAUGGUAUGAAGAUGCACUCAGCAAAGGACAUUGAGGGAGUCCCUUUAAAUUUGUCCGUUGCUCAUAUGGGCGUUGCUGUUUUUCAAGGAAUCACGCGGAUUAAUGUAUUUUCAUGGGCGAAAAUAAGGAAAAUCUCAUUCAAACGCAGGCGUUUUCUAAUAAAAUUGCACCCAGAAGGCUAUGGCUAUUAUAAGGACACUGUUGAGUUCUUUUUUGAUGGCAGAAACGAAUGCAAAAAUUUUUGGAAAAAAUGUGUAGAAAACCAUGGUUUUUUUCGUUGUGUUUCCAUCAUGAAUUUACCCAGGCGAAAAACCAGAGUUUUAUCAAGAGGAAGCUCAUUUCGGUACAGUGGCAAAACUCAGAAACAGAUUAUAGAAUUCGUCAGGGAAAAUUAUGUUAAAAGGCAGAAUUUUCAAAGGUUUGUUCUAAGUACGUUUAUUGAAAUAAAAAUAUAUGAGAACUCUGCUAUAAUAAUUCAAAUACAAAUUAAUUGGUUUCCUCUUAGUAAAAUGUGCAAUAAAGAAACAUACGUUCAUCAUCUUCAUAGAAGAUGAAGUGAA